AUGUCAUUUGCAAUCCACCCAGUUACCAAAGAAGAUGAAGAAGAAUGGACAAGAUUAUUCAAAUUAUACCUUGUCUUCUAUAAAGCUACAGUAUCAGAUGAGAUCAUUAAAUCAACUUUCCAAAGAGCUUUAGACCCUGAAAUCAAAUUAUGGGCAGCUUUGGCUUUUUCAAAUGAAACUCAAAAACCAAUUGGGUUAGUUAAUUAUUUUAGUCACAUUCAAACUUGGGAUAUCAAAGAUAAGAUUCUAUUGAACGAUUUAUAUGUUGACGAGGAUGCAAGAGUCAAAGGGGUUGGCAGAGGAUUGAUUGAAUAUGUCUACAAUCAUGCUGAUGAGUUAGGAACACCAGAGGUCUACUGGAACACUGAUAAAACUAAUCAUAGAGCACAGUUAUUAUAUACCAAAGUUGGUGUUGAAAAGGGUAAGAACUCUUACAAAAGACCAUUAUAG
Messenger RNA from Hansenula ciferrii, 450 nucleotides. It is a transcript of the gene HPA2, whose product is annotated as histone acetyltransferase. The record is from RefSeq and is a predicted model, not a curated record. Gene Ontology annotation, cellular component: cytoplasm. Lineage: Eukaryota; Fungi; Ascomycota; Saccharomycetes; Phaffomycetales; Wickerhamomycetaceae. Bases 1 to 450 code for a protein of 149 amino acids. Gene Ontology annotation, biological process: protein acetylation. Gene Ontology annotation, molecular function: N-acetyltransferase activity. The transcript has a single exon.